Messenger RNA from Cyphomyrmex costatus, 1008 nucleotides. RefSeq lists its product as uncharacterized. Bases 1 to 1008 code for a protein of 335 amino acids. Gene Ontology annotation, biological process: DNA integration. NCBI's taxonomy places the organism in Eukaryota, Metazoa, Arthropoda, Insecta, Hymenoptera, Formicidae. The transcript has a single exon. The record is from RefSeq and is a predicted model, not a curated record. Gene Ontology annotation, molecular function: nucleic acid binding.
AUGGGUCAGUUGCCGCAGUCUCGUGUAACUGCCCCCAAUCGAGCUUUCCUUCACUGCGGCGUGGAUUAUGCCGGACCAAUCGCCGUCAGAGCGUCGGGGGGACGAGGGUACAAGUCUCACAAAUCGUACAUUGCCGUCUUUGUGUGCCUAGCUACUCGCGCUAUCCAUCUGGAAUUAGUGGGAGGAUAUUCCACCACAGCCUUUCUGGACGCGUAUGCUCGCUUUACCGCGCGACGGGGAUUACCGGGGGUGAUGUAUUCGGAUAACGGCACGACUUUUACGGGUGCCGACCGGGAAUUGAAACGGGCCUAUCAAGAUGCCCUGAGGGACCCGACCUUUCAGAAUAACAUCGCUUCCGACCGCGUCGCCUGGAAGUUCAUGCCCCCUCAUGCUCCUCACUUCGGCGGGCUGUGGGAGGCGGGCGUACGUAGCCUCAAGCAUCACUUGCGCCGCGUGGUGGGUACGCAUACUCUCACUUUCGAGGAGCUGACGACGCUUCUCUGUAAAAUUGAAUCUUGUUUGAAUUCGCGACCGCUCGGUCCUCUCUCGGAUUCGGUAGACGAUUACGAUGCUCUCACACCCGGUCACUUCCUGGUCGGUUCAGCCCUCAACAUGUCUCCCGAACCAUCCGUUCUUAAUCUGAACGAAAACCGACUCUCGAGGUGGCAACGAGUUAGACAACUUGCCGAAAAGUUUUGGAAGCAUUGGCAGCACGAUUAUGUGAACACGCUGCAACAACGGAGUAAAUGGCGGCAAGCGCGACCUUCCGUCCGAAUCGGAACGAUGGUACUACUGCGCGAUUCUACGUUGCCGCCUUGCCGGUGGGCUCUUGGUCGAGUGGUGGCUUGCAACCCGGGCCUCGACGGACUAGUCCGAGUAGUUUCCGUUCGGACCGCUCAGUCCGAGUACAAGCGGCCGCUCACGAAAUUGUGCCUUCUGCCAGUUCAAACUGAACUGCAACCGACCAAACCGGAUGCGCCGGAUGCGUCAACCUUGUUGCACAUCUAG